ACGUAAGCGCCAUUUUGGACAUGGACUACCAGUAGUCUACCAAUAGUCUACCACAGCUAACAUCCAGGAGCAGUACUAUUAAUAGUAAAACAUCGAAACUUUACUUAAAAAAAACAAACGUCCAUCAUGCCCUUAUAUUGCUGCGCACCUGGAUGUAGUAACAAUCAACACACGAGGGAAGAUAUAUCUUUUUAUCGGAUCCCAAGAGAUGCUGACCGAAGGAGAAGAUGGAUCGCGGCCAUUAACAGGAAAGAUUGGGAACCCUCCACAUACCAACGCUUGUGUAGCGACCACUUUGUUGGAGGCAAGAAGAGCAACAAUCCCUUGUCUCCAGACUACGUGCCCAGUGUGUUCAAGUAUCUGACGUCUCCACAAAAACGACGGGUAGGAGCCAGCCUUGAAAAGUUUCACCAACGUCAGGAUCUUAAGAGAAAGAAAAGAGAGGCUGAGGUCAGGAUCAAUGUGGCUCAUACUUUGUUGGGGCUGUCAGACUGUAAUGAACAGGUGAACCUGGACGUUGGUCAUGAUGUCGAUGCAGAUGCAUCUGUCGAUGCAGAUCACAUUAGUGUGUGUUGUCAAACUGAUCUCACUAUGACUGACAUGACUGCCUUGGAGAUAGAGUGUCAGAAUCUGCGUGCUGACAAUGCUGACUUGAAGUUAAAGCUGGUUUCUUGUGAUAUGCUGUCAGAAGAAUCAUUUCGGAACAAUGAUGAGAAAGUGAGAUGUUUGACUGGUUUACCAAGUUUUACUCUUCUGUUUUCCAUCUUAAGUAUGGUAAGGCUGCAGUUGAAAGAUACCCCGUCCAUGUCAUGUUUUCAGCAAGUGUUGUUGACCUGUAUGCGAUUACGGAUGAAUCUAACAAUGCAGUUCCUAGGCUAUCUGUUUAAUGUGAGUAGUUCAACAGUUUCACGAGUGUUUGAAAAUGUACUUUCCAUUUUUGAUGAAAAUGUGGUCCCAGCGUGUGUGAUUUGGCCUGAACGAGGAGAUGUAAGGACAUCACUACCUAUGUGUUUCAGGAAACAUUUUCCUGACUGCAUCUGUAUUAUUGAUUGCUUUGAAAUCUUUAUGGAGACACCUACAGAUCUGAAAGCCAAAUGUCAAACAUACUCAAAGUAUAAAGCUCAUAACACAAUGAAAUAUUUGAUUGGAAUUACUCCACAGGGUGUGAUAUCAUUUAUUUCAAGGGGAUGGGGAGGAAGAGCAACAGAUAACUUUAUUACAGCAAAUAGUGGCUUUUUAGACAACUUAUUACCUGGUGAUCUUGUCUUAGCGGACAGAGGUUUUACAAUUCAAGAUCAAGUAGGCCUUUAUUGUGCCAGAGUAGAAAUUCCUGCAUUCACCAGAGGUAAAAAGCAGCUGAGUCCUGUGGAGUUGGAGGAUACUCGGAAGUUAGCAUCUGUACGCAUUCACGUAGAACGGGUUAUUGGGCUCGCAAGGUUAAAAUAUACUAUGUUACAGGGUCCUGUACCAAUAUCGCUACUGUAUAACACUGAGAAUUCUGAGUUAACUACUCUUGACAAAAUAGUAAGGGUUGCCUGUGCUCUAACUAACAUCUGUCCUUCUGUCAUUCCUUUUGACUGAGAUCUGUCACAUCUGAAAUUCUCACUGCAAAUAUCACCUGAUUGUGUAAAUAUGUACAUGACUGUAAAUGAAUUACAUGACAGUAAAUUUUGUAUUUGCUUUUUUUACAUGCAUUUUUUUACAGGGCACGAGACUCUCUUUACCUGUAGGUUUGUGAAAAAUAAAUCCAUGUACA
Molecule: messenger RNA, 1756 nt
Organism: Sardina pilchardus (European sardine)
Lineage: Eukaryota; Metazoa; Chordata; Actinopteri; Clupeiformes; Clupeidae
Exons: 2
Coding region: 127-1581 (484 amino acids)
Source: RefSeq, a predicted model, not a curated record